Melampsora larici-populina 98AG31 is the source of this 249-nucleotide messenger RNA. RefSeq lists its product as uncharacterized. The record is from RefSeq and is a predicted model, not a curated record. Bases 1 to 249 code for a protein of 82 amino acids. The transcript has a single exon. Lineage: Eukaryota; Fungi; Basidiomycota; Pucciniomycetes; Pucciniales; Melampsoraceae.
AUGAAUCUCAGUAAUGUUGCAGUCAUGCUCAUGAUCUUUAUAUCAUCCAAUCAAGUCUUUGGCACCAUCACUCGGGGUCUCAAUAGCAAAAAGGAACUCAUACCUGCCGAAGCUGAUCUAGCUGACCAUACUGAUCUCACUGGAAUUCACCAAUUUGAAGGUGAUGAUAAACCCCCCAGAACAAGGCUUUGCAACCACUACGGCCUGCUCUGUCAUGUAGUAACACAUGACACACACCAGGUGCCUUAA